Messenger RNA from Angiostrongylus costaricensis, 189 nucleotides. The record is from the annotation of a GenBank genome assembly. NCBI's taxonomy places the organism in Eukaryota, Metazoa, Nematoda, Chromadorea, Rhabditida, Metastrongylidae.
AUGUCAUUGUUACCGGUGAGAAGUUUUGUUGGAGACGUUUUCCUGGAGGCUCGAAUGCUUGGCCAACCGGUGGCUGCCAUCUAUCAGAUCGGAUUUUCUAUCGACGCCCCAGAAUGCAGCGUUGCCUUAUUUUGUAACAGCAGAAAAUGGAAUCGCAUAGAAUCGCGUGAUCGCAGACUGAUAGGCUAG